Pedinophyceae sp. YPF-701 is the source of this 2313-nucleotide messenger RNA. The record is from the annotation of a GenBank genome assembly. NCBI's taxonomy places the organism in Eukaryota, Viridiplantae, Chlorophyta, Pedinophyceae.
AUGGCGAAGAUGGAGUCCCUCGACUACGAGGUCCCCGAGAACCUCGUGUACCGCUCCGAGCAGCACCGCCGUCAGGCCCAGGAGACGGUCGCGUACGCCGCGAUGCGCUGGGGUCUCUGCGCCGUCACGGCCAUCCUGCUCGGGUGCUUCAGCGUCGUCGUCAACAUGUCGGUCGAGAACAUCUCCAACUUCAAGUUCUGGGCCACCUUCGAAGUCAUGAAGACCUCGUGGCUCGCCGCUCUCAUCGUCUACACGACCAUCAACGUGACCCUGGUCGCGGGCGCGGCGUCCCUGACCUCGUACUUCGCCCCCGCGGCGGCCGGCUCGGGCAUCCCCGACGUCAAGAUCUACCUCAACGGCGUCGACAUGCCCGGCGUGCUGCUGUUCCGCACGCUCAUCGCCAAGCUCGUGGGCUCCGUGGGGUCCGUCGCGGGCGGGCUCCCCGUGGGCAAGGAGGGCCCGUUCGUGCACAUCGGGUCGUGCAUUGCCUCGCUGCUGGGGCAGGGCGGGAGCAAGCGGUACAGCGUGGGGCGCGGCGUGAUGAAGCGGUUCCGCAACGACCGCGACCAGCGCGACCUCGUCACGUGCGGGUCCGCCGCGGGCGUCACCGCGGCGUUCCGCGCCCCCGUCGGCGGGGUGCUCUUCGCGCUCGAGGAGGGCGCGUCGUUCUGGCGGUCGCAGCUGCUCUGGCGCUGCUUCUUCACGACCGCGGUCGUCAGCGUCACGGUGCGCAUGCUCGUGAAGCUGUGCCACGGGUCCAACUGCGGCGUCUUCGGGUCGGGCGGGUUCAUCAUCUUCGAGGUGGGCCACGGCGCGCAGGACGACUUCCAGCUGCGGGAGCUGGUGCCGCUGACGCUCCUCGGGGUGUUCGGCGGGCUGAGCAGCUCGGUGUUCAUCUGGGCGAACGGCCUCCUGUGCAAGUGGCGGCGCGACGUGCUGGGGCCGCGCGGGCCCAAGUGGAAGGUGAUCGAGGCCAUGUGCGUGACGGCGCUCGUGUCGCUCGUGUCGCUCGCGGUGCCGGCGAUGGUGUCGUGCCAGCCGUGCCCGCCCGGGAGCGAGGGGGAGUGUCCGCGCCGCGAGACGCACCACGGGAACUUCGUGCCCUACAUGUGCCCCGGGGAGAACCAGUACAACGACCUGGCCACGCUCUUCUUCAACACGCAAGACAACGCGAUCCGGAACCUCCUCGGGUCCAACACCGCGCACGAGUUCCGCAUCUCCACGCUCUUCAUCUUCUGGCUCUUCUUCUACCUCCUCGCCAUGCUGACCUACGGCAUGUGCAUCCCGUCGGGGCUGUUCGUGCCCACGCUGCUCACGGGGGCCGCGUACGGGCGCAUCGUCGGAGUGUACAUGAGCGAGAUCGGCGGGACCGACAUCGACGAGGGCACGUACGCGCUCCUGGGCGCCGCCAGCUUCAUGGGCGGCGCCAUGCGCAUGACCGUCUCCCUGUGCGUCAUCCUGCUGGAGCUCACCAACAACCUCAACCUGCUCCCGCUCAUGAUGCUCGUCCUCAUCGUCAGCAAGGCCGUCGGCGACGCGACCGGCGUCAAGGCGAUCUACGACUUCCACGUCGAGCUGAAGAGGGCGCCGUUCCUCGAGGCGCAGCCCGAGCGUUUCACGCGCGCGCUCACCGCCGCGGACGCCAUGGCGGCGCCCGUGGUGUCGUUCAACCGCUUCGAGCGCGCGGGGGCGCUCAUGCGGGCCCUGCGCGGGUGCGAGCACAACGGCUUCCCCGUGUACGCGAGCGACCAGCGGCUGCUCGGCAUCGUGACGCGCGCGCAGAUCCUGCACGUCCUCGCCGACGGACGCAUGCUGCAGCCCGAGCCCACCCCGAACCAGCGCGCCAUCGAGCUGGCCAACUCGUUCGACCUGGACGACUUCACGAAGCCCGCGACCACGCACGGGAUAUCCGUCGACGACGUCCGCCUGAACGGCGCGGCGGGGCAGCUCGACCUGUUCCUGGACCUGGCGCCGUACGUCAACCCGUGCCCGUACAUGGUGCAGUCCGACGCGUCGCUGACCAAGGUGUACGCUCUGUUCCGCACGCUCGGGCUGCGGCACCUGUUCGUGAUCCCGCACGCGCACGAGGUGGUGGGCGUCAUCACGCGCAAGGACCUGGUGCCAGAGCUGCUCGAGGAGGGCGUCUCCAAGGACGUCGUGCUGGCGGCGCGGCCGCCGCCGCACCCCGCGCUGCGGAGGCGCGUGCCGGGGAGCGCGAACGGGGCCGGCGCGGGCACGCCCAGGAGCGUGCAGAUGGGGCCACUGGGGCGGCAGCGGGGACGGGAGGGCGACGACGGGCUGGAAAGCUUGUGA